CGUGGUGUUCGUCGAGGCACCUACAUUACAUUCAUAUAAUAUGAUUCAGUUUCGCCAGCACUAUUACGGGGUGAGAUUUGCAAAGUGUGUCCGAGCAUCUCGAAAAGUGCGUCGCACGUAAGUGCGAAGCGUGAUAUGAAAUAGUGAAUUGGAUCGUGAUUCAAAUGGACAGGCGAUACUAACUGCACGUCAUGGGAUUGUGAAAGGAAUCGAGAACGUAUAAGAAGGUGGCAGGAAGUGGGAAAAGGGCCAGGGAUACAACGCUCACGCCCGGUUGUCACGACGCCAUGUUUCCCCGAAGUGGUCUACCGAUGUCGAGUAUCCCUUUGAUGGUACUCUGCUUUUUCGUACUUAUCGUCGCCGGCCUUGAUGAAUCCGCUAUUGAAAAAGUAGAAACCACUGAGUCAAAAAAUGAGAAUCCAGCAGUGUUAGAAAUUACAGCAUCUCAAGAUUUAGAAGGUAUAGAGGCUGGUAGUACACCAUCAUUAAUAUGUAAACUCAAUGUACCUGGCCAAGUGUCAUGGACCAGCAAUGGAAAAAAUCUCACCACUAUAAAAGAUUUUGAAUCUGGAGGACGUUUGGAUAUUAAACAGGCUAGUAGAAAUGAUACAGGAGACUACAAGUGUAUGGCACAAACUGCAGAAGGAGAACUCUUAGAAAAGGAUGUUCAUAUUAGAGUUAUUGAACCAGGUAGAAUAACAGCUGGAGAAGACAUUAGGGCUAAAGUAAUGGAAUCAGCUAACUUGACAUGUCACAUACAUGGUUUUCCAUUGUCCGAAUUUACUUGGUUAAAAGGAAAUGAUUCAGAAAGCAUUGAGCACUGGAAGGAUUUUACUACUAUCACACCAAUAAACGAAACUCUAACUGUAUUGACUCUAGAAUUUGCGAGUCUGACACGUAAAGAUAACGGAACGUAUAUUUGUAAAGCACGCGAUUACAACGGUGAAAUUAGCGCUUAUAGACAUCUUUUUGUGAUUGAUGUACCUAAAGUAAGCAUCGACUUCAUGAAAGCCGUUGGCGCUGGAAGUAUAUUUUUGAACUGGACUGUAAACGAUGGCAAUGAACCGAUUAAAAAAUAUAUUAUCCAACAUAUGAAAAACGGAACUAAUCAAUAUCAAUAUUAUUCCGAAGAAAUCGGAGGCGGUAAUUCAAGUUAUGUUUUGAAAGGUUUUGAAAGUGGUACAGCAUAUCAAAUUGGUAUUAGCGCUACAAAUAUUGUGGGUAAAUCACACGCACGACUCGAUCCACGUUGGAUUACUACACUUGAGAAAGAUCCUAUAUUUGUGCCAAAAGUUUCUGUUAACGGAGUUACCGAAAAUUCUAUUACAAUAAGAUGGUCAGUGCCACCGCCGGAUUUAAAAGAACACGUUCAUUACUAUAAUUUAAUGGUUACACAUAAAGAUCAGAAAAGAGAAGCGGUUUAUCCUGCGCAGCAAUUUACCGUGUAUGCAUUUGUCGAUCUCGACCCAGCCACAACGUAUAAGUUUAAAAUUGCCGCAUGUAGCGAAUAUACAAAGGAAUGUGGAAACUGGAGCACUGAAGUGAAUGGCACUACUAUAGAUGGAGUGGCUAGCCCUCCGCAAAAUUUAUCUGUUAAUUGUCGAUUUGAUAAUAUAAGUAGCUCUAGUUUCAUUUCUAUUACAUGGGUUCAUCCUGCAAAACCAAAUGGUGUUAUUAACCGUUAUAAUAUACAAUUAACUGGCAUUGCUAGAUUUAAAAAUGACAUGGGCCGUUUAGAUAUCGAUACUUGGGGACCACAGAAUUGGAGCGUUUACAAGAAAAAUAGCACACACUUUAAUCAGAUACCUCCUAAUACCAAUUAUACUGUUCGUGUGAAUGGCGUAACUAGAUCUCGUACACCAGGAAAGGAUGCUAUCGGUAAUUGUACCACACCGAUUACAAUACCAGAUAGGGAUAGCUUAAACAUGCGAUCAUGGCGGAAAAUCGAAAAUCAAGGUAAACAGCUGUUUAAGCUGUAUCUGCCACGAAUCACGGAACGAAAUGGCCCUAUAUGUUGUUAUCGAGUUUAUCUAGUAAAAUUAGCUCCACAAAAAAGUGUUUCUGAUUUACCACCACCUGAGGAAAUCAAUGUAUAUUCGUAUCAGUAUGCACAUAAUUCACCUUCUGGUGGAGCUUAUGUUGCAGAAACAUUUGAUAGCGAUCGAUUAAUAUCGGAAAUUUUCCUUGGUGAUGGUGAAUCAUUCAACAGUAGCAGCAUGUGCAACAAAUGUAUUGGACUUCGGCCAAAAGCUGCUCCGCCGUUAUUACAUUUUGUUCCUGAAGUUUCAACAACUACGCCGCCACUCAAUGUAACACCUACUACUAUUACCACGCCAGUAACAUUGACUACUAUUCUCACUACAACUGCAUCGACCUUCACUACUCAGAGGAUGGAAACAACCAUUGCCAAUAUGAUAGACAGCAAUCACACAGAAACUGUAGAAAGGAAAAAAAGAGACAAUAUAGCUAUUCAGAAAACAAAGGGCAACGAUGUAUCUUCCGAACUACCAUCAUUUACCGCCCAGGAUGGUUUUUUGGAUGAAAAGUCGAACUACACAGGUUUCAUUGAAGUCAUUGUAUUUGGAAAUCAAGACCAACUUUUACCAGCCUAUAGUAACUACUUUAAUCCUCUUUAUGGAGGACUAGAUCCUAUAACUAUGGUAUCAGCGGAAGUGACCACACUCAGCGUAAUUUUACAAAUUUCCAUUGCUCUUAUAUUGAUCAUCAUUAUUCUUAUUAUUGCACUUUGUGUAUUGCAUAGAUACACAAGACGUGCUCAACAACGAGGGGAAGAAAUUAUAACCUUAAGAAAUAGUUUCAGACAUUUAUGCAGAAGUCUGAGAGGAAGACAUCAACUAGUAGCGGCAAGUCCGCCGGAUAUGCCUCCGAUUCCCAAAAGCGAACUCCUUCAGUCAUAUCUUGAACGACACCGAGAUUCUGAUUAUGGUUUUCAACAUGAGUUUGAACUACUACCAGAUAGAUUCACAGAUCGUACAACAAGGGCUUCGGAAGCACGCGAAAAUCUCUAUAAAAAUCGUUAUCCGGAUAUAAAGUGUUACGAUCAGACUAGAGUAAAACUCGCGCAAAUGGAUGGGAUUUGUGGAUCUGACUACAUAAAUGCGAACUUUGUAUUAGGAUAUAAAGAACGCAAGAAAUUUAUAUGUGCGCAAGGUCCAAUGGAAAAUACUGUUUGUGAUUAUUGGAGAAUGAUUUGGGAACAACAUCUUGAAUUGAUACUUAUGUUAACUAACCUUGAAGAAUACUCAAAAACGAAAUGCGCAAAAUAUUGGCCAGAUAAAGGUGAAACCAAAAAUUUUGGUGACAUCACUGUUGAACAUGUCCGAGAAAGAGCUUAUUCGGAUUAUGUUGUUCGUGAAUUAAAGAUGACACGAUUAGGAGAACGAGACGCACGCACCAUUGUUCAAUAUCAUUUCUUAGUUUGGAAAGAUUUUAUGGCACCAGAACAUCCUCAUGCGAUACUGAGGUUCAUUAAAAGAGUAAACGAGGCUUAUUCAUUAGAAAAGGGCCCAAUAUUGGUACACUGUAGUGCAGGUGUCGGACGCACUGGAACGUUAGUUGCAUUAGAUUCUUUACUGCAACAACUUGCAGAAGAGGGCCAGGUUUCGAUUUUCAAUACAGUAUGUGAUCUGAGACAUCAAAGAAACUUCUUAGUGCAAUCGUUGAAACAGUAUAUCUUUAUUUAUCGUGCAUUGAUGGAAAUGGCACAAUACGGAGAUACAGAAAUUCCAGCAUCGCAGCUUAAAACUACAGUUGCAAGAUUAAGACAAAGAGAUAACGGUAAAGAAAAAUGUAGAAUGGAAGAAGAGUAUGAUAAAAUCAAUUCUGUAUUAGAAGAUAGAAAGUCAUAUUCUGUUGGUGGUGGUGAAGAAAAUAAAACCAAGAACAGAAGCGAAUUAAUAAUACCAUAUGACAGAAAUCGAGUAAUUCUUACACCUGUUCCGGGUAGAGAACACUCAACAUACAUAAAUGCGUCGUUUAUUGAAGGCUAUGACAAUUCUGAGUCGUUUGUUAUUACUCAAGAUCCAUUAGAUACUACUAUAGCAGAUUUUUGGCGAAUGAUUUCAGAACAGUGCAUCUCCACCAUAGUAAUGUUAUCCGAUUUAAAUGAAGGUCCACGAAAAUGUCCACGUUAUUGGCCUGAUGACGAAGCAGUUUAUGACCAUAUAAGAGUUAGAUAUAUUCAAAGCGAGAGUUGUCCAUAUUACACUCAUCGUGAAUUUUGUGUUUCUAACACAAAAACCGAUGAGAAUGUUGUAGUAACGCAAUACCAAUAUCAUGGAUGGCCAACAGUAGAGGGAGAAGUACCUGAAGUAACUCGUGGUCUCAUUGAACUUGUAAACCAAACGCUUACAAAUGAUACAGAAUCAAGUGGUUCAUUAGUUGUACACUGCAGUUAUGGAUCGGAUAGGAGUUCCAUGUUUGUCGCUCUUAGUAUAUUGGUUCAACAACUAAGGACUGAAAAACGCGUAGAUAUUUUUACAACAACAAAAAAAUUACGUUCACAGAGACACGGCAUGAUUAGCACCUUUGCACAAUAUGAAUUUUUACACCGUGCUAUCGUGAACUAUUCGGAUCUUCAUAAUUUAGCCGACGAUGAACCAGCUUCUUAAUACUACAAAAUGUAACAUUGGAACAUCUUAAUAAUGUUUGGUGAAUAUGUGCAUAAAGACAAUUCACGUACUAAAAGUGUUUGAAAAUGUACGAAUGCUCAAAGAAACAUAUAUUGGGCCAACCAAAGAAAUUACUAAUGUAUUGGUGAAACAAGUACAUCACGAAGUUAGACUGAAUAUACAUGUGCAUAAGCAACUAUCAGUCUUUGAGAGUUUUCAUAUAUUAUGCACAGACUAUUGAAUUAUGUGUAUUAGACAUCUAUUUGUACCACAAGAAAUAAGCAGUAAACAUGUCACAUUGACGAACUCAUAGGAUUAGGAUAAAUACACAAUUGGUUUGAUACAAUACACAAAUGAAGUUAACUAUUUGUUGGUUAACUAUGACAAAGUGCAGUACAGUGAAGACGCUCGUGAUAUUACCUUUUUGACAACAUUGUGAAUCUCUCUCAAUGACUUAUUUUUAUUGAUGAAAUUGAGAAAAAACCGAAAGAGUGUAUUAAACAUUUUUGUGAUUGAAAAUGGAACAUAUGAGGAAAGCAUUGACGCAACAAAGUAAGUGCGUUUUUAUUAAUAAAUACGAUUAUUUGAUGGACUAGUGAAGAAAUUAAGCGUAUUUAUAAGACGUACGAAUAUUUUGACAAAUGGACCAUAUAACUUUUCAACCUAAUAUUUGAUCGUGUUUUUAUAUUUAAUAUAUUAUACCAA
Messenger RNA from Eufriesea mexicana, 5336 nucleotides. It is a transcript of the gene Ptp69D, whose product is annotated as Protein tyrosine phosphatase 69D. The record is from RefSeq and is a predicted model, not a curated record. Gene Ontology annotation, biological process: protein dephosphorylation. Lineage: Eukaryota; Metazoa; Arthropoda; Insecta; Hymenoptera; Apidae. Gene Ontology annotation, molecular function: protein tyrosine phosphatase activity; protein binding. Bases 288 to 4631 code for a protein of 1447 amino acids. The transcript has 10 exons.